Messenger RNA from Acanthocheilonema viteae, 1731 nucleotides. NCBI's taxonomy places the organism in Eukaryota, Metazoa, Nematoda, Chromadorea, Rhabditida, Onchocercidae. The record is from the annotation of a GenBank genome assembly.
AUGGGGGAUGUUCCGCAGUGCGUAUUGUUUGAACAUGCCGUCGGAUAUGUUUUAUUCCGUGUUACAGAAUUUGAAGAUAUCGGAAUGACUAUUCCUCAGGUGGAGGAGUCUGUUGCUGAUGUACAUCGAUUUUGUUCAAUUGUUAAGGUGGAAGCUUUCGAGCCUUUUAAAAAUACUGAAUCUGCAUUGGAAAAUUGCAAUAGUAUAUCAGAAGGCCAACUUUGUCCAGAUUUGCUUAAUUUUUUGGAAGCAAAUUUGCCAAGAAAGAAAAAGAGAGUGGUUACACUUGCUGUUGGUGAUUCGAGAUUGGCUUCCGCUAUAAACGAACAAAUCAGUGGUGUAAAAUGUCAGAUUUCUGGAGUUGUUCCAGAACUUUUGCGUGGUGUACGCAUGCAUUUUGAACAUCUUGUCAAAGGCUUACCUCAUCAUUCACUUUCAAAAGCUCAGCUAUCACUUGGUCAUGGUUAUUCGCGGAAAAAGGUUAAAUUCGAUGUUCAUCGAGUGGAUAAUAUGGUUAUCCAAUCAAUUGCACUGUUGGAUCAACUUGAUAAAGAUAUUAAUCUUUUCGGAAUGAGGAUUCGAGAAUGGUAUUCAUAUCAUUUUCCCGAGCUUUUCAAACUGGUUCCUGAUCAGUUUAGUUAUGUAAAAUGUGCAUCCAUUAUAAUGGAUCGAAAGAAUCUUGAUGAUGAGGUAGUCAAAAAAUUGAAUGAAAUUUUGGAAGACAAUAAUAAAGUAGCGGAAAUAGUGGAAGCUGCACGAACAUCGAUGGGAAUGGAUAUUUCUGACCUUGAUUUAUUUAAUGUUGAUCGUUUCGCAAAGCGUGUUGAUGAAUUAACAGCUUAUCGCCAGAAACUUCACUCAUAUGUCAAAGAACGUAUGCACUCAUGUGCUCCUUCACUUUCGGCAUUAAUUGGAGAACAGGUCGGUGCUCGUCUGAUUUCACAUGCAGGAAGUCUAACAAACUUAGCAAAAUAUCCAGCAUCAACUGUGCAGAUACUUGGGGCUGAAAAAGCGCUUUUUCGUGCACUAAAAACUAGAUCAAAUACACCGAAAUAUGGCCUCCUCUUCCAUUCUUCGUUUAUUGGUCGCGCAUCAACCAAAAAUAAAGGCCGUAUAUCACGUUUUCUUGCAAAUAAAUGCACAGUGGCUUCUCGCAUUGACUGUUUCUCAGAUAUCCCAGUGUCUACAUAUGGUGAACACCUCAAGCAGCAGGUAGAAGAUCGUCUGAAAUUUUUGGAAAGUGGUACAGUUCCAAAAAGGAAUUUAGAUGUGAUGAAGGAAGCGAUUGAAGAAGCAGCCGUUACAAAAAUAAAGAUUUUGAAAAAGAGGAAAAAAGAAGCAAAAAGAGCUAAAAGAGCAGCCGAGCAGCAAGCAAAUGAAGAUCUAGAUACAACUCAAGGGUCACAAACAGAUGCGAAUGUAAUGGAAGUAGAUGAAGAAAUUGUUGAAGAGAAAGCUAAGAAGCGGAAGUUGGUGUUACGUGAAGAAAAUAUGAAUGGUGAACAAAAGGCACAUGAUAAGAAUAUCGUAGACAAUAGUCAUAAGAAGAGAAAGAAAAAACAAAGUUCAAAAAUCGUAACGAAUGAGUCCAUUCACAUUGAGGAAAACGGCGGAGUACAGAAUGAAGAAGGCAGUUCAAAGAAGAAAAAGAAGGUAAUGAAGAAAAAUGAUCUAGAAAUAACAGAAAAUGAUGAUGAUUUGCUCGAAUAUCCUCAAGACGCACUUUCAGAG